CUCGACCCCGAAUCCGACGCAGAAAUGGUUCCCGAUGAAGAGGAAUUAGUCGAGGCUCUGCACCGUCUACCACCUGUAAACAGUCCUACUCUUCCUCUUCCUUGGAAGGGCCGUCUUGGAUAUGCAUGUCUUAAUACGUAUUUACGAAAUUCCAACCCCCCGAUAUUUUGUUCGAGGACGUGCCGAAUCGCCUCCAUCCUCGAACACCGUCAUCCACUCGCGGACCCAACGCAACCCGAGCACCCGACAAAGAAUCGUCCGGAUAAAAAUCAGCCGGCGGAUGUCGAGCGAGGAAUGGCAUGGGUACACGCGCUUGGCUUAGCAAAUGCGCGAGAUCUCAUCAAGCUGCUGCGCUGGAAUGAUCGAUAUGGGAUUAAGUUCCUGCGCCUGAGCAGCGAGAUGUUUCCGUUUGCGAGCCAUGGGGAAUACGGAUAUAAACUGUCUUCAUUUGCCGGGCCGACCCUACGAGAGGUUGGCAAGCUCGUGGCUACACUUGGGCACAGAGUAACAACACACCCGGGCCAAUUUACACAGUUCGGCUCUCCGCGAGAGUCCGUCAUUGCUGGAAGCAUAAGGGAUCUGGCAUAUCACGACGAAUUACUAACACUACUAGAGCUCCCUGAUCAACUGGAUCGAGACGCCGUCAUGAUUCUCCACAUGGGUGGCGUAUUUGGAGACAAAGGCGAGACUCUCGAUCGAUUUCGAGCAAACUACGCCAAUCUUUCCCCAUCGAUCAAGCGGCGACUGGUUUUAGAAAAUGAUGACGUGUCAUGGAGCGUGCACGAUCUUCUUCCAAUUUGCGAAGAGUUGAAUAUCCCCCUGGUCCUGGACUGGCACCACCACAACAUCAUUCACGACCCCUCCAUCCGUGAAGGGACCGCCGACAUCCUCCCCAUCCUCCCACGGAUCGCCGAGACAUGGCGAAGAAAAGGCAUCACCCAGAAGAUGCAUUACAGCGAGCCCUGUCCCGACGCCAUCACCGGGCGCCAGCGCCGCAAGCACUCCCCCCGUGUCUCCACCCUCCCCCCCUGCGGCAACGACAUGGACCUCAUGAUCGAAGCUAAAGACAAAGAGCAAGCCGUCUUCGAGCUGAUGCUCAACUUCAAGCUCCCCGGCUUUGAAAAAGUUCACCCCAUCGCCCCGUACACACGCGACGACUGGAACAAGCUCGUGAAAGGCCGCAAGGGCAACUCGGACCAGAUUCUCGGUCCCGGGGGACGCGACGCGCUUCCCGACGAUAUGAUCGGGAUGGGCGGGGCGGAGGGCCGGGUUUACUGGCCGCUGGGCAUGGAGGAAUGGCUUCGGCCGCGGAAG
This is a messenger RNA of Eremomyces bilateralis CBS 781.70, 1314 nucleotides long. Its product is annotated as UV-endonuclease UvdE. Gene Ontology annotation, biological process: response to UV; nucleotide-excision repair; mitochondrial DNA repair. Gene Ontology annotation, cellular component: mitochondrion; nucleus. The transcript has a single exon. The record is from RefSeq and is a predicted model, not a curated record. Gene Ontology annotation, molecular function: endonuclease activity. The annotation marks the transcript as partial. Lineage: Eukaryota; Fungi; Ascomycota; Dothideomycetes; Eremomycetales; Eremomycetaceae.